Molecule: messenger RNA, 3117 nt
Organism: Ctenocephalides felis (cat flea)
Lineage: Eukaryota; Metazoa; Arthropoda; Insecta; Siphonaptera; Pulicidae
Product: RNA cytidine acetyltransferase
Exons: 13
Coding region: 142-3117 (991 amino acids)
Biological process (GO): rRNA acetylation involved in maturation of SSU-rRNA
Cellular component (GO): 90S preribosome; nucleolus
Molecular function (GO): 18S rRNA cytidine N-acetyltransferase activity; ATP binding; tRNA binding
Source: RefSeq, a predicted model, not a curated record
AUAAGCACCACGUGCUAAAACAGUUUGACUUGUCUGAGAAUUUUAUAGGUUAAUUGUGACUUUAUUUUAUUUAGUUGUGGUUAAAUUGAACUAAUAAUUAUUAUACUACAUUAUUGAACUUUUGUGCCGCAUUUUACAACAAUGGUUAAGAAAAAGAUUGACAAUCGAAUUAGAGUAAUGAUAGAAAAUGGGGUUAAAUUGGAGCACAGGACAAUGUUUGUAAUAGUCGGUGAUAAAGGCCGUGAUCAAGUACCAAUUCUAUUUGAUAUAUUGACGAAAUCUACUGUGAAAACUAGACCAUCAGUUCUUUGGUGUUAUAAGACGAAGGACGAGGCUAUAAGCAACCAUGGCAAAAAGCGAAUGAAGAAAAUAUUAAGUGGUAAAAUUGAUGUAAAUGAAGCUGAUUUGUUUGAUACAUUUCGUGUAUCAACUACCAUCCAUGGAAGAUAUUAUUCUGAAACACAUUCUAUCCUGGGUCAGACAUAUGGGAUGUGUGUAUUACAGGAUUUUGAGGCUUUAACACCAAAUCUUUUAGCUCGUACAAUUGAAACUGUAGAAGGAGGAGGUUUAAUAAUAUUUUUGUUGAAAAGUAUUGCAUCUUUAAAGCAAUUAUAUACCAUGAGCAUGGAUGUGCAUAAAAGAUACAGAACUGAGGCUCAUCAACAUGUCACUUGUAGAUUUAAUGAAAGAUUUUUGUUAUCCCUUGCAGACUGCAAAAGGUGUUUACUACUGGAUGAUAAUUUAACCGUUUUGCCACUAUCCUCAAAGACUGCUGAAGUCAAACCUAUUGAUAUCAGUUCAAUAACUAAAUCUGAGAAAGAAGAGCAAUUGAUAGAUCUAAAAGAAUCUUUAAGAGACACUCCACCUGCUGGGCCAUUAAUUAAUUGUUGCAAAACUUAUGAUCAAGGCAAAGCUCUUGCACAAUUUAUAGAAUCCCUAUCUGAAAAACAAUUGCGCCCACCAACUUCUUUGACUGCUGCUAGAGGUCGUGGAAAAUCUGCAGCAAUGGGUUUAGCAAUUGCAGCAUCUGUAGCAUUUGGUUACGUAAAUAUUUAUGUAACAUCACCCUCUCCAGAAAAUUUAAUUACAUUAUUUGAAUUUGUACUCAAGGGUUUUGAUGCUCUUGAUUACCAAGAGCAUACUGACUACACUAUUAUUAGAUCAACAAAUCCAGAAUUUAAAAAAGCAGUUGUUAGGAUUAAUAUUACCAGGCACAAUCGACAAACAAUACAGUAUGUGCUUCCAACAGACUCGCAUUUGUUAAAUGCAGCAGAUUUAUUAGUAAUAGAUGAGGCAGCUGCUAUUCCUUUACCCUUGGUUCGUGCCAUGAUUGGGCCUUAUCUUAUAUUUUUAUCUUCUACUAUAAAUGGAUAUGAAGGCACUGGUCGAUCAUUGUCUCUAAAAUUAUUACAACAAUUAGCGAAAGAUUCAAAGUCACCACCUCCGAUAAAGUUAGAUGAAUCAAUACGUUACUCACCUGGUGAUGAAAUUGAGCGUUGGUUAAUGGGAUUGCUAUGCUUAGAUGUAUCCAAUGUACCUCCAAUAAUGUCGGGAUGUCCUCCUCCAGACAGCUGUAAUCUGUAUUACAUUGAUAGAGAUGCUUUGUUCUGUUAUCAUAAAGCUGCUGAAGUUUUUCUACAAAGACUUGUUAGCAUUUAUGUUGCUUCCCAUUAUAAGAACAGCCCAAAUGACUUGCAAAUGAUGUCAGAUGCUCCUGCACAUCACUUGUUUUGUUUACUGGGACCAGUGGAUCCCGCUCAAAGAUCUUUACCAGAAGUAUUAGUUGUUCUGCAAGUUUGUCUAGAAGGCCAAAUAUCUUCAAAUACUAUUAGUCAAAGUAUGCAAAGAGGAAAGAAGGCAGCUGGAGAUUUGAUACCAUGGAAUAUUUCAGAACAGUUCAAUGACAAAGAAUUUCCAAAAUUAGCAGGAGCUAGAAUUGUUCGAAUAGCAACAAAUCCUAAUUAUCAGCGGAUGGGAUAUGGUAAGCGUGCAAUACAAAUUUUAAUAGAAUAUUAUGAAGGAAAAAUUGCAAAUAUUGAUGAAGAUUUUGUGGAAGAAACAAAUGGCAUAGAGACAAUAGAUGAUGAACAAGUUUCGUUGCUCACAGAAACUAUUACACCAAGAAAAAAUGUACCUACUCUUCUGAAGAAAUUAUGUGAGAGAGCACCAGAAAAAUUAGAUUAUAUAGGUACUUCUUUUGGUUUAACAGAAGAAUUAUUGAAAUUUUGGAAGUCUAAACAAUUUGUACCUGUAUACAUAGGGCAAAAAACAAAUGAUUUAACAGGAGAGCAUUCCUGCAUAAUGUUGAAAAAACUGGAUAAAGAAGAUGAAAUACCAGCUACAUGGUUAUCUGAAUAUUUUAUUGACUUUCGGCGCAGAUUUAUCAAACUGUUAGGAAAAGCUUUCAGUGAAUUUAAAGUGGGAUUAGGAUUAUCUAUUUUAGAUAACAAAGCUAUAAAUAUUGCAGCAGUUUCAUUGACACAAGAGUUUUUAGAUACGAUUUUAACACCACAUGAUAUAUCAAGAUUAGAAAACUAUAGCAGGAAUUUAGUUGAUUACAGAUUGAUAGUAGAUUUGACGGAAGAUUUAGCUCAUUUAUAUUUUUAUAAAUAUAUACCAAGUGAUGUGAAACUGGAUGCAUUACAACAGGCCAUAUUUUUGGGAAUCGGUCUCCAAAACAAAGAUGUGGAUAAAUUAUCAACAGAAUUAGGACUUCCGGGAUCACAAAUUCUUGCAAAAUUCUUUGAUGCUGUGAAAAAGAUUGUCAAGUAUAUUAUGAAUAUUAUGGAGAAGAAAAUUAGCGAUGCUUUGUUGCAACCGCAAGAUACAUCGCAUAUGCAGCCACUUGUUCAAAGCAUGCAAGAAGAACUGAAUGAAGCGGCUAAAGUGCUGGAGAAGAAGCAGAAAAAACAAUUAGCACAAUUGAAGAAAGAAAAUUUAGAACAAUACAAAAUAAAAGGAACGGAGCAAGACUGGAAAGCUGCUAUUGCUGUUGGAUCUAAAGGAAUUAUUUCAGUAAAAAGUGGUGAGAAACGACUGGGUGAACAACAAACAGAUCAGGAUUUUAGUCAUCCUCCUAAGAAGAAGUCAAAAAAGAAAAAUAAUAAAAAAAAUUAA